This is a messenger RNA of Nymphaea colorata (pocket water lily), 3230 nucleotides long. Its product is annotated as E3 ubiquitin-protein ligase HEL2. Gene Ontology annotation, molecular function: ribosome binding; ubiquitin protein ligase activity. The transcript is spliced from 7 exons. Gene Ontology annotation, biological process: protein ubiquitination; rescue of stalled cytosolic ribosome. Bases 226 to 2748 code for a protein of 840 amino acids. NCBI's taxonomy places the organism in Eukaryota, Viridiplantae, Streptophyta, Magnoliopsida, Nymphaeales, Nymphaeaceae. The record is from RefSeq and is a predicted model, not a curated record.
AAUCGGGAUUUGCCUCAGACGAAGAAGUAAGAAUCAGGAAACUACAUAAAGUGUGAGGGAGAGAGCGGAAUCGUUGGGGUCGUGAUCGUCGCCGCGGGAGAAAGGGAGGGGAAUUAUUGGGAGUCGUAAUCGUCGCCUUCUCCGCCUUCGCCGUACGUUCUCUUCCUUCCAUUCUAGCUGCCCGCCUCGCCGUCCGGCCGUUCCGAUCGCCUGAGAACAGACCAGAUGGACGAUUGCUGUGCUGUGUGCGCGGAGCCCCUGGAAUGGGUCGCCUACGGCUCCUGCGGCCACCGGGAGGUGUGCUCGACGUGCGUCGUUCGCCUGCGUUUCGUGCUCGGCGACAAGCGCUGCUGCAUCUGCAAGGUGGAAUCGUCCACCGUUUUCGUCACCAAGGCCAUGGGAGACUAUACUAGAGUGUUCAAUGAUUUUAGCAUGUUUCCUGCUGGUAACAAUGAGGGUCAAGUUGGUUCGUAUUGGUUCCACGAGGACACACAGGCAUACUUUGAUGAUCUGGAUCACUACAAGAUGAUCAAAGCUAUGUGCAGACUUUCUUGUAGUAUAUGUGAUGCACGAGGAGCGGAAGCUCAAGGGAACGAAGCUUCAAAAAGAAAGGAAAAGUUUAGAAACAUUGAUCAAUUGAAGAGACAUUUGUUUCAUAGGCACAAAACUUUCAUGUGUGACCUAUGUUUGGAAGGAAGGAAGGUUUUUAUCUGUGAGCAAAAGCUUUAUUCAAGAGCUCAGUUGAAUCAACACAUGAGUACUGGUGACUCUGAAGUAGAUGGCAGUGAAAGCGAUAGGGGUGGAUUUUCAGGUCACCCUAUGUGUGAUUUCUGCAGAAAAAGAUUUUAUGGGGAUAACGAGCUGUACUUGCAUAUGUCUACGGAACAUUAUACUUGCCAUAUAUGUCAAAGAAUGCAUCCAGGGCAGUAUGACUACUAUAAAAACUAUGAUGAUUUGGAGAUGCAUUUUCGAAGAGAGCAUUUUCUUUGUGAAGAUGAUGCAUGCCUUGAGAAGAAAUUUGUUGUGUUUGCGUCUGAGUCUGAAAUGAAGAGGCAUAAUGCUCUUGAACAUGGUGGUCGUAUGUCUCGUUCCAAGCGCAAUGCAGUACUUCAGAUACCAACUAGCUUCCGCUACCGACGAAGUAACGAACAUGACUUUCGGCGAAGAAGAGGUCGAGGAUACAUGUCUGAUCAGCAACUUCCAGUUGCUAGUGAAGCAAGCAUGGAAAUGAGAAACCUGGAAAAUGCACUUGUUCAAUCAUCUGCUGCACAGGCAGGGCCAAAUAAUAUCGAAGCAGAAGAAAGUUUAGUUAUACCGUUUGAGUUGUUGGCAACCUCAUCUGAUGUCGAAUCACAACUGGUAUCUUCCAGGUAUCUUGAGGCCCUCAACCAAAGAUCAAGGAAUGGAGCUCUUGAAGAGUCUUCCUUCCCUCCACUCCCUGCAGUGCAAGCUAAUAAUGUACAAAACCAAAAAAUGUCAACUCGGAGUUCCAUGGCUGCUCGUCUUCGCAAUAAAGGACGUGUAACCGUUCUGAACUCUGCGCAGAGAAGACCACCUAUGGUUUCUUCGGCUACUACACCAGUUCUGAGUUCUGCUCCGGCAAGGACAUCGGUGAAUCCUGGACAUGCAUCAUCUAAUUUUUCUGGUUCCUCAUGGGAAUCAAGUGGCGGUGGUAGUUCCAGCCAUUUGGUAGCCACAACAAAAAUUGCUAGAGCACCUGCAAAUUCUUCGGUGUCUCCUGUUUCACUGCAGUCUUCCAUCUCUAGCAACCAAAUGCCUCAAAGUAGUGGGCCCUUGCUUGAAGUGGAGGACAUACAAGCUGCUAACAGAUCUUUGGUGGAGAAGAUUCGUGCUGGUUUGGAUUUCAAUGUGGAGAAAUAUGCUUCGUUCAGAGAAAUAUCUGCUCAAUACCGGCAAGGUCAGAUUGAUACAAAGAGUUAUUUGACGCAUGUCCAGCAGUUUGGUUUAUCUCAUCUGGUUCUUGAACUUGCACGCCUCUGUCCUGACCCACACAAACAGAGGGAGCUUUUGGAUGUCUAUAAUGCCAGUUUGAAGAAUAAUGGGAUGCCUCAAGAAGCUGGUCAGGGGACAAAAAAACAGAGUUCAGGGUAUGGUGGUAGAUCUGUUAAGGGGAAGGCUCCAGUAAUUAAUGAGGCUGGGAACAGUAGUAACUCACAAAGUUUGUUAGCAGAUGGUUUUAUUGAAACAGUUAGGAAAUUACAGUCCUCUAUGCCACAAGAAGAGGGAGCUGAGGUGCUGACAAAAGAUGGAUAUCGAUCUUCCAAAGCAAAGGAAAAGAUUGUGCCAGUUGAAUGUCGAAUAGGGCCCAGUACCGUAAAUGAGCAGUCUAGUGUUCCUAGCAGACAAGGUGAUUCUUUCCGGGCAGAUCAACUGCGUGCUUCAGAUACUGGUGAUAAGUGGUCGUGUAGUUUAUGUACUCUGUUAAAUGAGAGUAUGAACACAAGAUGUUCUGCAUGUGGCAUGGCAAAAGGUGCAUCAACUUCAAAUUCUGGUGAUACAGGAACAAGCAAGGGAAAGCGGAAAACUUCAAAAUUUCAUAGAGUUCGACUUGGUGAUGGUUCAUCCGCAGCACUUCUUGAUCUGCGGCAGCCAGAACAUUCUCCAAGGCACCAGGCGGAGACUGUGUCUGAUAAAGGUGGUGGCAAAAACCUUCCUGUUCGUGGGGUUUGGAGGAAUGGUGGAGGACAGAGGCUGAUGGCUACGACUCUGAAACAACCGUCCAAAUGAUGUUCAGUGGCUUCAUUCUGGAAUUCAGAUGCUGACGUGCACUGAUGGCCCGUGCCAUCUUUGCCCUAGAUCUCGCUUUGGCUGCAAUCGGGGUUGCAACAAGGAAACAUGGACCAAGAGUUAAUGAUAGACGGUGAAGCGAAUGGGGCAUGGCAGAAUGGUCUGCGGUGUUUAUUUUUUGGGUCGGUUCUGCCUGUUUGUCCCCAGUAAGAGAUUCUAUUUUCUUAAGGAUUUUCUGUGAUUUCCGGUGGUUUAAUUUGGUCAUAUUUGCUACCAUUAUGAUCGGAAUUUACUGCACCGUCAAUGUUUGACUUCGGAAUAUUUAUCUUGUGAAAUAGUGGGGAGUAUGAAAAUUAAGUUGAGAAGGUGGUUGUCGAUAAGAGCGGGAUUAUUUUGGGUUUUUUUGAUAGAUAUGUACACUUUAUCUUAUUCUAAAUGAGAAUCAGAAAGGAAGUAUGACGCUCAUUGCAGCUUUCUUGGUA